Messenger RNA from Spodoptera frugiperda (fall armyworm), 940 nucleotides. RefSeq lists its product as uncharacterized. The record is from RefSeq and is a predicted model, not a curated record. Lineage: Eukaryota; Metazoa; Arthropoda; Insecta; Lepidoptera; Noctuidae. Bases 103 to 834 code for a protein of 243 amino acids. The transcript is spliced from 4 exons.
UACAAUCUGUUAUUGUGGCAGUAUUCAUUACACUGUUUUAGUGAUAGCAAUAUAUUCAGAGUUCUUUGCAAACUUUUUAAUAAACUGUGAACUAAAAUCGUCAUGUCUCAGCCCCUUAAAGUGUGGUCCAAAUUCUCUGUCACUAAAAAAGAUGGCAGUGUUCUCAAUUUACGUAUUGUGGACAUACCCAAAGAUCCAAAGAUCAUAGAAAAAGCCCUGGACAACUUUUUUAAUUAUUUCAUAAAAGAAGAACGUACCUUCAAAGCAGCAGGAGUUCCAGAUAGUGAAGAAGCUAUGCAAGAAUUAAGGAUGGCAUUUGAUUAUGGGAUGGAUCCCAGCAGCCAACAAAAAAUAGAGUUUAGCAUUUGUUGCUUAGAUACUGGAGAUGACCAGAUUCAUGACGUGAUUGGUGGAUCAAUACUGAUAUACAAAACAAAGGCAGACGCAGAAAAAGAAGAAAAGCACGUCUUCAACGCAGCAGCAUUGAACAAAGUAUCUCAAAUGGCAGAAGAUUUAGCAGAGAUUUACGACGAUAUGAGGGCAUUCAAUUUAGAUCAAUACUUCAUUUGUAGAGGUGUGUUUGUGUGUCCAGAGUACAGGGGCCUUGGUAUUGCUCAGGAACUUCUUAGAAUCAGACGACUUAUUUGCAAAGAGUACGGUAUACCAAUCACUGGUGCCUGGAUGACGUCACCAGGCACACAGAAGGCUGCGGAGCGUGAUGGCUGGGAGACAGUGUGUGAGCUGAAGUUCUCAGACUUGGAGAAGAAAUUCAAUGUCACCUAUGAGAAAUUUCCGCCUACCAAUAAAUUUAUGAUUGCUAGAGUAGAGCUUUAAAAAUUAUGGUACGCGUGUGCCAUUAGAAAAUCAUUCUUAAUGAUAAUAUAAUAAAAGCGUGAAUGUUAUCACACUGUAUAGUAAAAACAUAAAAAUACGAUACUUU